GAUUCCUAGUUCUAUUUUCUUUUCGUCGAUGUCCGUCGUCGGGAUUCACCGGUCUUCGAAGUGAAGAAGUGAGGAGAAAGAGGGAUCGGAUCUGUUAGGGUUUCUAAGAAAGUGAAAUCAAUGGCGGGAGCUGGAACUUCCAUGCUCUGUUCUCUUCUUCUGUUCACUGUGAUCCUCUCGCUUCAAGAAAUGUACCGGGCUAAGUUAGCUUCUUCAGAGUUGUUCACCAUCCUUGGAGGGUUCACCAGCUCCCUCCUCUUUCUGGUGUCUCUGACCUUCAUUGGUAAUUUCCAGGAAUCAUCUGGCAUGAGAACUGGUUGGGGCGCGGUCAUACUGGCAGAAGCCAUUGCUCUUGUUGCUGCUGGCACUGUGCAUCGAGUUUGUAUCACGACCUGUUUCUUGUUCUCGGCCGGACUGUUGUACGAGAUGAGCAAGAUUUCAGGAUACAUGCUUUCCAAAACCGAAUCAAAAUCUAAAAGGCACUGAACCGGAGAUUUCAAUA
Messenger RNA from Tarenaya hassleriana, 502 nucleotides. RefSeq names its product protein KRTCAP2 homolog. The transcript is spliced from 5 exons. The record is from RefSeq and is a predicted model, not a curated record. Lineage: Eukaryota; Viridiplantae; Streptophyta; Magnoliopsida; Brassicales; Cleomaceae. Bases 121 to 486 code for a protein of 121 amino acids.